AUGGAUCAGAUCAAAAUCAUCAGCGAUGAUUCUAACAAGGUCAAAUCAUCGGAGGAAGUUAAUGACACCAUUUUAUUUGGCAUAAAAUCGGAAGAAAUGAAUGGCACCAUUUUAUUUGACGAAUGGUUGACCAAUGAUCUUGAGAGUUUCCUAUCAAAAAAUGGUGAUUUUUUAUUCACCCCCAAGAUCAUAGAUCACGAUGUUUCACCUCUUGUAUCCUCUUCUAUGAACACCUCAUCAAUAUUUAAUAAGAUUAUUAAAUCUCAUAAAUCCGAUUCUCCUCUUUUCACAUCUAUUUCCACACCCGACUCUGCUAAAGGGGGUUUCCCUGGUAACUCUUCACAAUCAAUGAGACAUGGUUUGACGUCAUUUGUACCUGCGGUUACUAUUCCUGCGGAUGACCAACUUUCAUCGCCCAUUUGUCAACCAGAUUAUACGUCUGCUUUGAAUAUUCCUUGGGAGCCCGAUGAGAUUAAUAACCCAGAUUUUCUUUCCGAUAGUUCAUCUUCGCUUACUUCCGUUCUAGUGAAUAAUAGAACCGAUAUUUCAUCUAAUAGCCUUGUGACAACCAAGAUACUUCCUAUAAAUUCUCCUGCUAAGAUCGCAGCAACGUCACCUGCAGCAAGUACGCCCUCUACCUCUCUGUUAACCAAAACUACUGCUGAUAAUAGCCGUAAGCGUUCCGUUAAUGGUGUUGAAAAGGAUUCAAAAACUGUCCCCGAAGAAUUGGCUAUUAAACGCGCGAAAAAUACUGAUGCAGCUAGAAAAAGUCGUCUUCGUAAAGUUUUAAAAAUGGAAUCAUUAGAGAAGCAGGUAAACGAACUCAAGAUUGAAAAUAAAAAAUUUCAAACUCGCGUUGCUGUUUUGGAAAGUGAAAAGAAGGGAUUGAAAGAAAAGAAUAUUGAAAAAGAUAAUAGAAUCAGAUUGUUGGAAAAACAAUUAGUUGAAUCACAUGAAAGGUUAAUCAAUAUAUCGUAA
Messenger RNA from Cetraspora pellucida, 978 nucleotides. NCBI's taxonomy places the organism in Eukaryota, Fungi, Glomeromycota, Glomeromycetes, Diversisporales, Gigasporaceae. The record is from the annotation of a GenBank genome assembly.